CUAGUUAAAGAAGAAGAGACACUUGAGCUGUUUGCGCAUCUUACUGCGCAUGUUAGUGUAAACGCAUGUUGCUGCAUUUAUUUCUGUUCAGGAUUGCUUGACUUUUGUGACACGUUUAUCUAAAAUGCCACCCAAGGGAAAAGGUGGAAAGGGUGGUAAAGGAGGUGCUUCUGGGGGUGCAGACGCAGACAAGAAAGAAAAAGCACCCAAGGGAGGCACUUCUGUGAAGGUUCGACAUGUCCUCUGUGAAAAACAUGGAAAAUGCAUGGAGGCGAUGGAGAAACUGAAGGCUGGAGUCCGUUUCAGUGAAGUAGCGUCACAAUACAGUGAAGACAAAGCUAGACAAGGAGGUGAUCUGGGUUGGAUGACGCGAGGAUCAAUGGUUGGACCUUUCCAGGAUGCAGCAUUUGCCCUGCCUGUCAGUUCCAUGGAUAAACCUGUCUACACAGACCCUCCCGUCAAGACAAAGUUUGGGUACCACAUCAUUAUGGUAGAGGGGAAAAAGUGAUGUGGUACAGCUUAACACUUUCUAUUUUAUUACAAAUUCUACAUUGUGCUAAUAAUUGUUUACUGUGUAUUUCCUGAUCUUUCAUUGCAAUGGUUGCUUUCAUUUUUCUGGAAUGUUUUAAGAACAAAAUUAAACAAUCCUCAUCUGUCUGCUUUGUCCUUGGUUAAAUAUAUUCCACCUUGCUGACAAUUCAACCUGAGAGAAUAUUCUGAGAGAAAGUUUAGUCUGAAUGUUCACAUAAUUCACAUGGUUUUUCAGUUUAUGGAAAUCAAACCACAGAUGACCAAAUAAAUGCAUUUUCAAGUCAAGUUGUA
Molecule: messenger RNA, 822 nt
Organism: Scatophagus argus
Lineage: Eukaryota; Metazoa; Chordata; Actinopteri; Scatophagidae
Gene: pin4
Product: protein (peptidylprolyl cis/trans isomerase) NIMA-interacting, 4 (parvulin)
Exons: 4
Coding region: 125-508 (127 amino acids)
Biological process (GO): rRNA processing
Molecular function (GO): DNA binding; peptidyl-prolyl cis-trans isomerase activity
Source: RefSeq, a predicted model, not a curated record